Messenger RNA from Poecilia reticulata (guppy), 5627 nucleotides. RefSeq names its product STAG1 cohesin complex component a (gene stag1a). The record is from RefSeq and is a predicted model, not a curated record. Gene Ontology annotation, cellular component: chromatin; cohesin complex; nucleus. Gene Ontology annotation, biological process: sister chromatid cohesion. Lineage: Eukaryota; Metazoa; Chordata; Actinopteri; Cyprinodontiformes; Poeciliidae. Gene Ontology annotation, molecular function: chromatin binding.
UGCAUCACAGAGAGGAAAAUACCACCAGAUGGCGGUUUAGGAUUGCUGCUCUUAUCUCAAGGCGCGGUUCCGCUCGCACGGCCAAUUUUCAAUAUAAAUAUACCAACUAUAUUCAAACUAAAAUCGUUUGCACGUUUCGGAAGGCGAUAACCAAUCCGGCGAUGGUCGUUAAAGCUGAUGAGAGUUAAGUGCCGGCAAGUUGAGUGCUGUCCAUCCAAAAGGCUCUCUCCUCCCCGCCCUUCCAGACCUUUUCCCUCCCCUUUGUACCGGCAAUCCCGUACCAGAGUGUUCACACCUCGACUUCAUUCAUUGCUGAAGACGCUCACAAGCAGAGCUGCAGAGGUCAACAGCUCCCCCUCUAACCAAGAUGAUCACCUCGGAGCUUCCUGUCCUACAGGACUCCUCUAAUGAGUCUGGGGCGACGGAUACCGUGAGCUUAAGCAUGAACAUGACUGAGAUGGAAGACCCAGAGAUUAAAGGCAAGAAGAAGAGAGGAAGGCCUGGAAAACAGACACAGACGUCCAAUAAGAAGCCCCGGAAGUCUCCAACAGACAAAACACUGAGCAUGACCAGAGGGAGGGGGAAAGCAAACGGCGUGGCUCAACAGAACGGAAACGGAGGGGAGCCCGUCACCCUGUUUGAAGUCGUCAAACUGGGAAAGAGUGCAAUGCAGUCUGUGGUUGAUGAGUGGAUUGAAGCAUACAAGCAGGACAGAGACUUGGCUCUGCUGGACCUCAUCAACUUUUUCAUCCAGUGCUCGGGUUGCAAAGGCACUGUGAGGAUAGAGAUGUUCAGGAACAUGCAGAAUGCGGAGAUCAUCCGUAAGAUGACAGAGGAGUUUGAUGAGGACAGCGGGGAUUAUCCUCUAACUAUGCCCGGCCCUAUGUGGAAAAAGUUUCGCUACAACUUCUGCGAGUUCAUCGGCGUUUUGAUCCGCCAGUGUCAGUACAGCAUCAUCUACGACGAGUACAUGAUGGAUACGGUCAUUUCGCUCCUCACCGGACUGUCGGACUCCCAAGUGCGAGCCUUCAGACACACGUCCACGCUAGCAGCGAUGAAGCUGAUGACGGCGCUAGUCAAUGUUGCAUUGAACCUGAGCAUCCAUCAGGACAACACUCAGAGACAGUACGAGGCAGAGAGGAACAAGAUAGCCGGCAAACGAGCCAAUGAGAAGCUGGAGCUGCUGCUACAGAAGAGGAAGGAGCUUCAGGAAAAUCAAGAUGAAAUAGAAAAUAUGAUGAACUCCAUCUUUAAAGGCAUCUUUGUGCAUCGCUACAGGGAUGCUAUCGCUGAGAUUCGAGCCAUUUGCAUCGAGGAGAUCGGCGUGUGGAUGAAGAUGUACAGCGAUGCGUUUCUCAACGACAGCUACCUAAAAUAUGUUGGCUGGACACUACAUGACCGGCAAGGAGAAGUGCGUCUGAAGUGCCUGAAGGCUCUGCAGAACCUUUACACAAACAGAGAGCUAUUCCCCAAGCUAGAGCUCUUCACCAACCGCUUCAAGGACCGGAUUGUAUCGAUGACACUGGAUAAGGAGUACGACGUGGCUGUAGAGGCCAUUAGGCUGGUCACACUCAUUCUGCAGGGCAGUGAAGACGCUUUGUCAAACGAGGACUGCGAGAACGUGUACCACCUGGUUUACUCUGCUCACCGACCCGUCGCAGUCGCCGCAGGAGAGUUCCUUCACAGAAAGUUGUUCAGUCGCCACGACCCGCAGGCUGAAGAAGCUCUGGCUAAGCGGAGAGGGAGGAGCAGUCCCAAUGGGAAUCUCAUCCGGAUGCUGGUUCUCUUCUUCUUGGAGAGCGAGCUUCAUGAGCACGCAGCGUACCUGGUUGACUCGCUGUGGGAAAGUUCUCAGGAGCUGCUGAAAGACUGGGAAUGCAUGACUGAACUUCUGCUGGAGGAGCCCGUUCAGGGAGAAGAGAUGUUGUCAGACAGACAGGAGAGUGCGUUGAUAGAGCUGACUGUGUGCACCAUCCGACAGGCGGCCGAGGCACACCCACCUGUUGGCAGAGGCACUGGCAAACGAGUACUGACAGCGAAAGAGAGGAAAACCCAAAUAGACGACAAGAACAAACUCACCGAACACUUUAUCAUGGCCCUUCCAAUGCUGUUAUCCAAGUACCAGGCAGACGCAGAGAAAGUGGCCAACCUGCUGCAGAUCCCUCAGUUCUUUGACCUGGACGUUUACAGCGCCGGGCGCAUGGAGAAGCACCUGGACGCCCUCCUGAAGCAGAUCCGGUUGGUGGUGGAGAAACACAUCGAGACGGACGUCCUGGAGGCCUGCAGCAAAACCUACAGCAUCCUCUGCUCCGAGGAGUACACCAUCAUGAACCGCGUGGACAUCGCCCGCUCGCAGCUCAUCGACGAGAUGACCGAUCGCUUUGCGCACUCUGUGGAAGAGCUACUGCAGGAGGGCGAAGAGGCUGACGACGACGACAUCUACAACGUUCUGUCAACUCUGAAGCGACUUACGGCUUUCCACAACGCUCACGAUCUGACGAGGUGGGAUUUGUUCGGGAAUUGCUACCGGCUGCUGAAGGCGGGCAUCGAGCAGGGCUCCAUGCCGGAGCAGAUUGCCGUGCAGGCCCUGCAGUGCUCUCACUACUCCAUCCUGUGGCAGCUGGUGAAGAUCACCGAGGGGGUUCCCAGCAAGGACGACCUCUUGGCUCUCAGGAGAGUGGUGAAGUCUUUUCUCGCCGUCUGCCAGCAGUGUCUCUCCAACGUCAACACGCCGGUUAAAGAGCAGGCGUUCAUGCUCCUCUGCGACCUGCUGAUGAUCUUCAGCCACCAGCUGAUCACCGGGGGCAGGGAGGGCCUCCAGCCGCUGGUGUUCAACCCAGACAGCACCCUACAAAACGAGCUGCUAAACUUUGUCCUGGAUCACGUCUUUAUCGACCAGGACGACGAGAACCAGAGCAUGGAGGGAGACGAGGAGGACGAGGCCAACAAGAUCGAGGCGCUCCAUAAGAGGAGGAAUUUGCUCGCGGCUUUCUGCAAACUCAUCAUCUACGACAUCGUAGACAUGCCUGCCGCCGCCGACAUCUUUAAACACUACAUGAAGUACUACAACGAUUACGGAGACAUCAUCAAGGAAACACUCAGCAAGACGAGACAGACGGAUAAGAUUCUCUGCGCUAAGACACUCAUACUCAGUCUGCAGCAGCUGUUCAACGAGCUCCUGCAGGAUCAGGGUCCCAAUCUGGAUCGGACGUCGUCUCACGUGAGCGGCAUCAAGGAGCUGGCCCGCCGCUUCGCUCUGACCUUCGGCCUGGACCAGAUCAAGACCAGAGAGGCUGUUGCGACGCUACAUAAGGAUGGAAUAGAGUUUGCAUUUAAGUAUCAGAAUGCUCGAGGAUCAGAGUUUCCACCCAUCAAUCUGGCCUUCCUGGAGGUCCUGAGUGAAUUCUCCUCCAAGCUGAUACGACAAGACAAGAAGACAGUGCACUCCUACCUGGAAAAGUUCAUGUCGGAGUCGAUGUCGGAGCGUCGGGAGGACGUGUGGCUGCCGCUGAUCUCCUACAGGAACAGCCUGCUGACGGGCGGCGACGAGGACCACAUGUCCGUCACGUCGGGCUCCAGCAGCAAGACCGGCUCGGUGCGCAGCAAGAAGGGACGGCCGCCACUGCACAAGAAGCGCAUCGAGGAGGAGAGCAGCGUGGAGGGAUCGUGGAUGAUGAGAAACGACACGCUCCAGACGCCGAGCGCGCUCCAGACUCCCCAGCUCACCUCGACCGUCCUCAGAGAGAACAGACCCGCAGAACACAUGCCUGAUCCGGACUCGGAACCCGGAUCGGAGAAUGACUACGUCCACAAUCCUCAGAUUCAGAUGUCGUGGCUCGGCCAGCAGAAGAUGGACGAGGUGAACAGAAAAGACCGAACGAGCAUGAACUACAUCAAGUCGCGCAGCAAUCAGGGCGUCCGGCAGACUGUCCGCGGGCUGAUGGAGGACGACGCAGAGCCCAUCUUCGAAGACGUGAUGAUGUCGUCGCGGGGCCAGCUGGAGGACAUGAACGAGGAGUUUGAAGACACCAUGGUGAUCGACCUGCCGCCUUCAAGGAACAGACGUGAAAGAGCAGAAUUAAGACCGGACUUCUUUGACUCUGCAGCAAUGAUAGAAGAUGAGUCGGGAUUCAGCAUGCCCAUGUUCUGAUCUGGAAAGCGUUAAACAUCACGAGUUCAGCAUUGUAACGAGGAGUAAACUGAAAAAGAGGGGGGUGGUCUGGGCCGGCUAACCCUGCACCACCUCACAAUCAAACUCUUUACGAAGAAGAAUAUACUGUGUUAAAGUGUUAAAGUACGCCUACGUUUCUCCGAGACAUGAUGGAAGGAUGUUCGUCUAGCGGGUCGGCACCGACCGGAACCGAGCCUGGAAGAGAGGAUCCACUGUGUUCCCUCGCUGUCUCUGGUGCGGAUCGGAGGUCCUGCAGCCAGAAUUAUUCAAGAACUUCGUCCCAUUCGUGUUCUUCCUCCUCUUCCUCCGCAGCCUGUCGGUUUAGCUCUCGUUAGUGGUUGUCCCGAUGGUGCUCUGGCUUUUAAACCCAGUUUUUACAGUUCCUGUUAACAGCGAUGCACAGAUUUUAGCUCAUGGUCACAGAGCGCCAUGGUUCUCUGUACAGCUCCCCUCCCAAAAGCCUUCUUUCCUCCCUUCCUUCCUUCUUUUGGUGUUGCACUCCGGUCCUUCUGGUUGAAUCAAACAUGAACAGGAUGUCCCUACUAAAUGUUCCACUGCUUUGCUGUCCCCCCUGCUGUCUGCUCGCCAUCUCUUGUAUGUGGUGUUUGACGUGUGUGUGAAGUGUAUCGGUGGCGGCGACGGCCGAGGAGCGACACACCUAGACAAGAGAUCAACAGCUCUCAGCUGACCCAGAGGAGGUUUGGGCGCCGACCAAGCAUAUCGAGGCUUGUUCGACUCUGAGGGAGCAAAGAAAAUCCCCCCUGCUGUCUCACACUCUCUAGAUAACAGCUUUUUCAAGUUAAAAACGUUUUAAAAAAAAUAUUAUAAACAUAUUUUCAACUCUGUAGCUUUAGUACUAAAGUUUUAAAUCAAGUGUGUUUUUGUCUGUACAGUUUUGGUUGUUUUUUUUUCUUUUUUUCUCUUGAAUACGUAUCAUGUUUGUUGCCAAAUUGUGGCCUACAUACUUAAAGUAUAUUCCAUCCCUCCCUCCCCUCACCUCUUAAGGCGGUUACCAUAGAUACCAGCUUCUAGGCGCUGUAUCGUCCGAUUGUAAUUGACACUCAAGUAUGGAAGCCGAAUAUCUGUGCCGUUUCAUCAUCCAACAGGUCAAAAACGAGCCGCUUACAUUUUUGCACCCGUAUUCAGUGUUAAUGGAUCCAAGAAGUUCUAGAUUUUGUUGUUGAUCAUUGUUCAUAUCCAGUGCAGUGAUGGAUCUUUGUCUGGCAGAUGUGUUUGAAUGUGUUCUGAAUGUUCUCAGCCAUACCUUUUUCCUCAUCCCUCUUUUGGGUCAACAAUCACUUUUCAACCUUCCCUUUCGCUGUAAAUAUCAGAGAUGACCGGAUCUUUUUUCUGCCGUGCAGUCGACAUCAGUCACCCUAACAUACUCUAAAAAGCCUGUUUUUUUCCCCUGUGAUCUUAAAUUCUUUUUAAUAAAAUAAAAUCUGUAAUCAGUUUA